Molecule: messenger RNA, 1261 nt
Organism: Chinchilla lanigera (long-tailed chinchilla)
Lineage: Eukaryota; Metazoa; Chordata; Mammalia; Rodentia; Chinchillidae
Gene: Fbxo6
Product: F-box protein 6
Exons: 6
Coding region: 236-1090 (284 amino acids)
Biological process (GO): SCF-dependent proteasomal ubiquitin-dependent protein catabolic process; glycoprotein catabolic process
Cellular component (GO): cytoplasm; endoplasmic reticulum quality control compartment; SCF ubiquitin ligase complex
Molecular function (GO): ubiquitin protein ligase activity; protein binding
Source: RefSeq, a predicted model, not a curated record
CGCGGAAGGACCGGCGGGGCGGGGCGAGAGGGCACGACGACGUCGCAGCCGCCCGAGCACCGGGCACUGGAGCUGUGGCUGGGGCGCUCGCCAGUCCCUGUGCCCCGGUCUCGGCCCAGCAGGAACCGGCAGGGCAGGGCGCGCACAGAGCUGCGGACGCCGUCCCCGGGCGCAUCCCCUGGCGGUCCCGCGGCUCGCAGGGCCUUGUCGCCCGGCCUGUGCGCCCCGCCCCACUAUGGCCCUGGUCAGCAUCAACAAGCUACCGGAGAACAUCCUGCUGGAGCUCUUCACGCACGUACCUGCCCGCCACCUGCUACUGCGAUGUCGCCCGGUCUGCAGCCUCUGGCGGGACCUCAUCGACCUGGUGACGCUCUGGAAGCGCAAGUGCCUGCGGGAGGGCUUCAUCCCCAAGGACUGGGACCAGCCUGUGGCCGACUGGAAGGUCUUCUACUUCCUGUGCAGCCUGCGCAGGAACCUCCUGCACAACCCCUGUGCUGAAGAGGACAUGGAAUCGUGGACACUUGAUGCUAAUGAGGGGGACCACUGGAAGGUGGAGAGCAUCCCUGGAGCACAUGGUACAAACUUUCCUGACCCCAACGUCAAGAAGUACUUUGUCACAUCCUAUGGCCUGUGCCUCAAGUCCCAGCUGGUGGACCUCAAGGCCAAGGGCUACUGGGAAGAGCUGCUGGACACGUUUCGGCCUGACAUCGUGGUGAAGGACUGGUUCGCGGCCAGAAGAGACUGCGGCUGCACCUACCAGAUCCGAGUCCAGCUGGUCUCGGCCGACUACAUCAUUCUGGCCUCCUUCGAGCCCCCGCCUGUGACCAUCGAGCAGUGGAACGAUGCCACGUGGACAGAGGUCUCCCACACCUUCUCGGACUACCCUCCAGGCGUGCGCCACAUCCUCUUCCAGCACGGGGGCCAGGACACCCAGUACUGGGCAGGCUGGUACGGGCCCCGGGUCACCAACAGCAGCAUAGUUAUUAGCAACAAGAUGACCAGGAAGCUGGCCCCGUCCACCCCUCAGUCUGACAACGUAGGGGCGGAGGAAGCUGCCCAGUCACCCACCCACUUGUCUUCACCGACCUGAGGAGAGUAACCUGGCCACCAUGCAUCCGUCCGCUAUCCAGCCCAGCCAGAGGUCCCUCCUGGCAAGAGCUGGGCCAGCAGCAGGCAGUGACUUCCCAGCAGACGCUGAGAAUGUAUGGUCACCCUGGCUCUGGCAUUUUGUCAUAAUAAAUGUUAAAUGUUUUCUGUGAAA